AUGCAGAGUGCGUUAGACAGCGUGAAAAAGAGAAUUGAAGUGUCUGGUGAGGACGAUAAAGAGCUCGUGGCUGAUCUGGAGACCCGGUUACAAGAACUUGAGCAAGCGAACGAGUCGGUGACGAGCGACGAAAAACGAGCUGUUAUUGAAGGCAUUCUCGGCGCUGACGCAGCAGGCUCUAGCUCGUCUACAGCCGCUUCGACAGCAGCAGCACCCAGUCCUGCUUCGUCAACCCCGUCGUCGAUUCUCAAAGAGGCCGUGCUCAAUUCCCUGGGUCAGGCCAACGAUAUCAGCUCGCUCGUCCGCAAACGCCCCGACAAAAAACGUGCUACCCCCACCGUCUCAACAGACGAGCCCAGCUCCAAACGGGCCAAAGAAGAGUAA
This is a messenger RNA of Sugiyamaella lignohabitans, 384 nucleotides long. RefSeq lists its product as uncharacterized. NCBI's taxonomy places the organism in Eukaryota, Fungi, Ascomycota, Dipodascomycetes, Dipodascales, Trichomonascaceae. The record is from RefSeq and is a predicted model, not a curated record. The transcript has a single exon. Bases 1 to 384 code for a protein of 127 amino acids.